This is a messenger RNA of Astyanax mexicanus (Mexican tetra), 3765 nucleotides long. RefSeq lists its product as uncharacterized. Gene Ontology annotation, molecular function: nucleic acid binding. The transcript has 2 exons. Lineage: Eukaryota; Metazoa; Chordata; Actinopteri; Characiformes; Acestrorhamphidae. The coding region runs from base 1 to 3669 and encodes 1222 amino acids. The record is from RefSeq and is a predicted model, not a curated record.
AUGGCUUCUCUUUCUCCCUCAGAGAGAGAUGAGAAGCUGGGGCGGUUAUGCUCAUGUGGGAACAAUAUUUCUGCAAGAGAUACUCACCCCUGCUGCAAUGAGUGCCUCGGGCUGCAACACGCCCAAGACGCACUAGCCCCCACGGGUUCUUGCAUCCACUGCGCCCGCCUGCCCAUGAAAAGUCUCCGUCGUCGACUAGCACGCCAUGCUAGUUUGACCGAUCGAGACCCCAUGAUGGCGGCGCCUCCAGCUCCCGAGGGUCAACCUCAGGUGUCUGCAGCCAGUACCAGUGCAAACUGGGCCGAGCACAUGGAUGAAGUAUCUCCGUUGCUCGACGAGCUCGGCUGCAUGCGCGAGGAGCGGGAUGAACUCCUCGACGCGGAGCUGGAUUCACUGGACGGUUCGGACAACAUCCUCCCCUACGAGGACGAUGACGAUCCGUUCCUUCCACCGACGGAGGCAGCAAUGCCUCAAGCCCCUCGCGAGUGUAGCUCAGGCGCGGAAGGCGAGGUCGGUGGUUCCCCAGCUGCUGGUGCGAGCCUGCACGACGUAUGCAAGCGCGCCGCAGGAAAACUGGGCAUUCCAUGGCCCAGCGCUCUGCCCGAGAAGGCCGGUUCUCGGUAUGAAGGCAAGCGCUUACCCAGGGUGAAAAGUAUGGAGAGACAGGUUCUUCCGCUAUUCCCCGAGUGCCUGGAAGAAAUGACCCGCACCUGGCCGAAACCUUUCUCAUCGAAAAACCCGGUCCUGGGCGGUGCUACGCUGGACUGCGCAGAAAUGGAGGCGAAUGGACUGUCCAAUCUGCCGCAGGUGGAGCCGCUGGUCGCUCACCACCUCCAUCCUGGCCAGAAAGCCUUCAUGACCACAUCCGCGCCUAGCUUCCCGUCAAAGGCGGACGGAUUCCAGUCCUCCAUGACCGACAAGGCAUACAGAUCCGUUGCCCUCGGUGUGCGAGCUCUGAACGCAUCGUCUAUGCUGAUGGCGUAUCAGGCUGAGCUUCAGGAGGAGAUGGCCGGAACCACGGAGCACAAGCUCUGGGACGAGAUGUGCGUGGUGACCGACUUAUGCCUUCGCCUACAUCGCUGUGCUGUCCAGGCUUCAGGAAGGGCGAUGAGUAUCAUGGUCACGCAGGAGAGAGCGCGCUGGCUCAACUUGUCUAGCCUCUCACACCGCGAAAAAGUCCAGCUUCUGGAUGUUGCUGUGGAUCCAAAGGGCUUGUUCGGCCCCGCUAUGGCUGCUAUGCAACGCCGCUGUGAGGAAAAGAAGCGGGAGGGAUUCCAAAGCGACCCACCCCACCACAGCCCAGACCACCAGCAAAACCCAAAGCUGAGAGUGGAGGAGCAUGGGGUAACAAGCCAGCUGCACCAGUGGACCAGCACGGAAGCCGACAAGCGCCGCCUCGCGCCCGCCUGGGCAAGAGGGCCUCGCAGGCAACCUAACUCGCUGCCGGGGGAGGGAAAGCGUGUUUGCCAGACACACGCCCCUCUCCCACUGGGGGACCAGUCCCUAGAGCCUGCAGUUGCGGCUCACAGUUCAGAAGUGUGGGACUUUGUUCAGUUCAGAAAACCCCUGUCCACUGUCAAAAACACACUGUGUUCAACAACAAUAAAAUUGUACCCCAUUGUGCAACCAGGCCACGGGCCGAGGGCACUUCAAAACAAAAAUGCCCUAUUGUUGAAAAACAUAAGGAACACUGUGCACUUAGCGGCGCAGGGCCACAUAAGCUCUGUACCAGAGCCGGCCGCGCGCGCAUGCGCAGCUGCCAGAGCGAGGCAGUGCUGCCCUCCACUAGUGGCGCUGCAGCCAGCUGUAACACAGCGAAUAGCGCGCUGGCGCGCGUGUAUCGCGUCGCAAUGGGUGCUCAGAACUGUGGAGAAAGGGUACAGGCUCCAAUUUUCACACACCCCCCCUCGAUUCUCAGACAUAAUAUGGUCACAGGCGAGGGGAAAUGCUGCCAGUUUUCUAGAAGCAGAGAUAGCCUCUCUUUUAGAGAAAGGAGCGAUUCAAGUAGUACCUCCAACGCAGAGCCGGAGCGGCUUCUACUCGAGGUAUUUUAUAGUUCCCAAAAAGGGAGGGGGCAUGAGACCUAUACUGGACCUGAGAGCGUUAAACAAACACCUCAGACAGUACAAAUUCCGGAUGCUGACUCACUCAGCACUGCUAAAGUUUGUACGCCCAGACGAUUGGUUCACCACCAUCGAUCUAAAAGAUGCAUACUUUCACAUUCCCAUUUACCCUCCCCACAGAAAGUUUCUCAGAUUCGCCUUUCAGGGGAGGACAUACGAGUAUAUGGUACUCCCGUUCGGCCUCUCUCUGAGCCCGCGCGUUUUUGUCAAAUGCACAGAAGCAGCGAUAGGGCCGCUCAGGGCGAAUGGAAUUCGUCUGGCAACGUAUUUGGACGACUGGCUUUUGGCUGCAAAGUCAAAGGAAGAAGCCGUGACACACACCGAAUACUUAAUGAGACACCUCUCAUGGCUGGGGUUUCAAAUCAACUUGGCCAAAAGUGUGCUGAACCCCAGCCAGUCAGUAACUUUCAUCGGACUGUCCCUAGACUCAGUGGCGAUGAGAGCUCGGCUUUCCCCAGACAGAGUAGAGGCAUUUCAGGCAUGCCUCGCCCAGUUUCGAAGGGGAAAUUAUGUGGAGCUGAGGAUGUGCUACAGACUUUUGGGUCUGAUGGCGUCAGCAUUGGCUGCUAUUCCCCUAGGGAGGCUACAUAUGAGGGGGUUUCAGCGCUGGGUGGCGAAACUCGGUCUGGACCCGCGAAUGUACGCACGCAGGAAAAUUAUUGUGUCAGCUCAGCGUGCGCGGACACUGCGACUGUGGAAGCAUCCGCGCUUCCUGUCACAGGGCGCACCGUUAGGCACGAUCAGUGCCAGAAAAGUAAUCACUACCGAUGCGUCUCUAUGGGGAUGGGGUGCCACCCACGAAGGGAGGUCGGUAAAUGGACAGUGGAGUCCGAGCUUACGCUUGGCUCAUGUAAAUGUUCUGGAGCUCAGGGCAGUAUGCCUGGCUCUACGUCAUUUUCUUCCGUAUGUGGAAAACUCUCAUGUGUUGGUCCGUACGGACAACACGACUGUGGUGGCUUACAUCAACAAGCAGGGGGGCUUACGCUCCCUACAACUUCACAGGCUAGCACACAGACUGAUUAUCUGGAGCAAUGCCAACCUCCUCUCACUCAGAGCAACGCAUGUGCCGGGAGUGUCAAAUCGAGGGGCGGACCUACUCUCCAGGGGCCACCCUCGCUAUGGGGAGUGGAAACUUCACCCAGACGUGGUGAAUAUGGUCUGGAAGCGGUACGGUCUCCCAGCAGUGGAUCUGUUCGCAUCCAGGGAGAACGCACAGUGCCACCAGUUUUUCUCACUGAAGGACAGGGAUGCUCCGCUGGGAGUGGACGCGCUGGCACACGAGUGGCCGCGUGCCCUCCUUUACGCAUUCCCUCCACUAGCUCUGAUAUCCCCUACUCUAAUCAGAGUGAGAGAGGCGGGUCUAUCAGUUAUUCUGAUAGCACCGAAUUGGCCACAAAAGACUUGGUUAGCAGAGAUAACGCAGAUGCUUUACGCUCAACCAUGGCCCCUCCCACUGCGCAGGGAUCUGCUCUCGCAGGCGCGGGGAGAAAUCUUUCACCCUCACCCAGAGCGCCUAGCUCUCUGGGCUUGGCCCGUGAAGGGUUAAAUUUGACGUCAUGUGGGCUGCCUCAGAAUGUAGUAGCUACCAUCCAAAGUGCUAGGGCACCGUCCACACGCACUUUGUAUCAUGCUAAGUGGCGUG